GGAGAAGAAUACUACUACUAUUACCCCACACACCAAAACUAGCAACACCCUUCUCUUCUCUUCACUUUUCUUUCUCUUUCUCUACAUAGUUUCUUUUUCACUCUCUUAUUCUUCUUUUCUAAGCAACAACAGCAACCUCAUUCCUCGGAUCCUAAGAAAAUGGGAACCAGAGUGUGGUGUUGUUUCGUGAUGUUCCUCUCUCUCAAUGCUCUUGCAAUAGCAUUGGAAGAUCACAACCUUAAAACGACGUCGAAGGAUGACAUCAAGUGCACUCCUUGCGGUCAAAUUCCCUCGCCGCCUCCACCUUCUCCGCCGCCGCCAGCUCCGACCACUACCUACUGCCCUCCGCCGCCAUCGCCUCCAAGCUCCGGCGGUGGUGGUGCUUACUAUUACUCCCCGCCGCCACCCUCUCAGUACACCUACUCCUCGCCGCCGCCGCCGGCGUCCACCAGCGGAGGCGGUGGCGGUGGCGCGUACUACUACCCACCGCCGAGAGGGUACUACCCAACGCCGCCUCCUCCCAACCCAAUUGUGCCCUAUUUCCCGUUUUACUACCAUACCCCUCCGCUGUCGUCCACGGCGGCGCCUCCGCCGGUGAAAGGCUCGUUGGUCUGUGCCAGUGCAAUUUCAUUGUUAACUCUUUUUAUUGCAUUUCUCUAAGAAAAAAGAAAGAGAGAAAAAGGAAAAUGGUGGGAAUAAGUGCACAAAUUAGCAGAUCUCGGGAAAGUGAAAGUGAGGUGAGUCCAAGCAAGGACAGUGAGCUUAUUUCCCAUUUUGCCCCUGAACUUGUUUCAAUUUCAAGCAUCAUAUGACAAGAAGAAUCACUUUUCUUAGUGGUAAUUUAAUGUAGGUUGAUCUGCAAUUUGUUGACAAUUUGUAAUUGUAUUUAGACUUUUGGUUUUGGUUAGUAUGAAAAAAUUUAAAAAUUGAAGAAUGUUCUAAUUAAUUUCCAUUUAUUUACUACUUUGUGAUGUAAAUUUUGGCCUAUGAGGUGAGUUUAUUUAUUGGGGGCAAUAAUUGUAGGUUGGGCUAGGCGGUGGCUAAAGAAAAUAAGUAGGGCACGUUGUGAAACAGGAAAUUGAAGGUGUUGGCAUGUGGUUGAUAAUGAUACUAAUGAUGGAUACGGUGACUGUUGGAAGAGUCACUCAGAAGAAUUUGCUUACAAUUCUUAGUUAGUUGAAUUCAAUGGUGUUCAUUAUAAGUCAAGUUCUUAGUUAAUUUAAUUCCAGAGAAGGGUCCAAUUAAGUCAA
Molecule: messenger RNA, 1250 nt
Organism: Glycine soja
Lineage: Eukaryota; Viridiplantae; Streptophyta; Magnoliopsida; Fabales; Fabaceae
Product: leucine-rich repeat extensin-like protein 6
Exons: 1
Coding region: 160-660 (166 amino acids)
Source: RefSeq, a predicted model, not a curated record